GCAAUCUAAUACUUGCAGUAUUCUAUUUUAUUUUAUUGCAUAAUCACAAGAUUCCAGGAAUUAAACUUUUGAACUAUUAUUCUCAUUAUUUCUCAAUGCUUUUAGUUGCAUGAACUGAUAUUUGUAUAUAUGCGCCAUUGAACAUCUCUCAUUUCACAUACCAAAGCUUGAAGCAAUAGUGUUCAGCCUUGCCUGUCUUUGAAACAAGGAGGGUGAAACAGGGCAGGAAAGCAGAGUAGAGAGAGAGAGAGAGAGAUACAGAGAUGGCGGGAAACGACUGGUUAAACGGUUAUUUGGAAGCAAUUUUGGAUGCAGGAAGUAACACAAGGAAGAUGAAUGAUGGGAGGGUGAAAAUUGCAAAGUUUGAAGAGCAAGUAAAGGAGGAAAACAUGUUUAGCCCCACUAAGUACUUUGUGGAAGAAGUUAUCAAUAGCUUUGAUGAGUCUGACCUCCACAGGACAUGGGUUAAGGUAAUAGCUACAAGGAAUACCCGUGAACGCAGCAAUAGGCUUGAGAAUACAUGCUGGCGCAUUUGGCAUCUCGCUCGUAAAAAGAAACAGAUUGCAUGGGAUGAUGCACGAAGACUUGCAAAACGACGUCUGGAGCGAGAACAUGGGCGUAACGACGCGGAGGAUGACCUGUCGGAGCUGUCCGAAGGGGAGAAGGAAAAAGAAGGGGAAAAGGAAAAAGGGGAACCACUUAUCAAGGAUAUUUUAAGAACUAAAUCCGACAUACGCAUAUGGUCCGAUGAUAUUGAUAAAUCUAGGCAUCUUUACAUUGUCCUAAUCAGCAUUCAUGGGUUGAUUCGUGGAGAAAACAUGGAACUCGGAAGAGAUUCUGAUACAGGUGGUCAGGUGAAAUAUGUGGUGGAACUUGCUCGUGCUCUGGCCAAUACAAAAGGAGUCUACCGAGUUGAUCUGCUAACUAGACAAAUUACUUCACCGGAGGUAGACUCUAGCUACGGUGAACCCAAUGAGAUGCUCAUUUGUCCACCUGAUGGCAGCGGCAGCUGUGGAGCCUAUAUUGUCCGAAUCCCAUGUGGGCCCCGUGACAAGUACAUACCUAAAGAGUCACUUUGGCCUCACAUACCUGAAUUCGUUGACGGGGCUCUCGGCCACAUUGUGAACAUGGCAAGAGCUCUUGGUGAAGAAGUCAAUGGAGGGAGACCGACAUGGCCUUAUGUGAUCCAUGGCCACUAUGCUGAUGGUGGGGAGGUGGCUGCUCACUUGUCUGGGGCCUUGAACGUGCCAAUGGUGCUAACUGGGCAUUCAUUAGGCCGAAACAAGUUUGAACAAUUGCUCAAACAAGGGAGAUUAUCAAAGGGAGACAUCAAUGCAACCUACAAAAUCAUGAAGAGGAUCGAGGCUGAGGAGCUGGGAUUGGAUUCUGCUGAAAUGGUGGUCACCAGCACAAGGCAAGAGAUUGAGGAGCAAUGGGGACUCUAUGACGGCUUUGAUCUCAAGUUGGAGAGGAAGCUCAGGGUUAGGAGGCGUCGUGGAGUUAGCUGCCUUGGACGAUACAUGCCAAGAAUGGUGGUUAUACCUCCAGGCAUGGACUUCAGCUAUGUUAUGGCCCAAGAUACGGAAGGAGAUGGAGAUCUGAAAUCAUUGAUUGGCUCUGACAGAGGUCAAAACAAAAGGCAUCUGCCUCCAAUAUGGUCCGAGGUCAUGCGAUUUUUCACCAACCCUCACAAGCCCACCAUACUUGCACUCUCUCGUCCUGACCCCAAGAAAAAUGUCACUACAUUGCUCAAGGCAUUUGGGGAAUGCCAAGCUCUACGGGAGCUAGCCAACUUGACACUAAUACUUGGUAACAGAGAUGACAUUGAAGAAACGUCAAAUAGCAGCGCAGUUGUUCUAACAACCGUGCUCAAGCUCAUUGACAAGUAUGAUUUGUAUGGGCAAGUGGCCUAUCCCAAGCAUCACAAGCAAUCGGAUGUGCCUGACAUAUAUCGUCUAGCUGCCAAAACAAAGGGUGUUUUCAUCAACCCAGCUCUCGUGGAACCCUUUGGUCUCACAAUUAUAGAGGCAGCUGCUUAUGGCUUACCAGUGGUCGCCACGAAAAAUGGAGGACCUGUCGAUAUUCUAAAGGCACUAAACAACGGCCUCCUAGUUGACCCACACGACCAGAAAGCCAUAGAAGAUGCACUUCUGAAGCUUGUUGGAGACAAAAACCUCUGGCUCGAAUGCAGAAAGAAUGGCCUAAAGAACAUCCACCGCUUUUCGUGGACAGAACACUGCCGAAACUACCUCUCCCAUGUUGAACAUUCCCGACACCGCCACCCCACUACCCGCCUUCAGAUCAUGCCAAUUCCUGAAGAACCAUUGAGUGACUCUCUAAAAGAUGUGGAAGACCUUUCUUUGAGAUUCUCUGUAGAGGGAGACUUCAAGCAUAAUGGAGAGCUUGAUGCAGCAACGAGACAGAGGGAACUCAUUGAAGCCAUAACUAGAAUGGCUUCAUCCAACAGCAAUACCGGUGUUAAUUAUGGUCCUGGUAGAAGGCAGAGGCUAUUUGUAAUAGCCAUUGAUUGUUAUGACCAGAAUGGAGAUGAUGCCCAGAUAUUUCAGGAAACUCUGAUGACUGUAAAGAAAGCAGCAAGCGUAGGCUAUGGCCAGGGGCAAGUAGGUUUUGUGUUGUUAACUGGUUCAAGUUUACAAGAGACCAUCAAAUCAUUUAAAGACUGCCAAGUAAACAUAGAAGAUUUUGAUGCGCUGGUCUGCAAAAGUGGGAGUGAAAUGUAUUACCCAUGGAGGGAUUUGGCAGCUGAUGCAGAUUAUGAAAUCCAUAUUGAGUAUAGAUGGCCUGGAGAGAAUGUGAGGUCCAUGGUGCCAAGGCUAGCCACGUUAGAAGUUGGGGCUGAGGAUGACAUCAUGGAGUAUGCAGGAUCAAGUAGCUCUAGGUGCUACUCUUAUAAUGUGAAACCAGGAGCCAAGACUCGAAGGGUCGAUGACGUGCGCCAAAGGCUGCGGAUGAGGGGCUUCCGGUGCAACCUUGUCUACACUCGUGUAGCAUCAAGAUUAAAUGUUGUACCACUAGUUGCAUCAAGAAUACAAGCACUAAGAUAUCUUUCCAUCCGGUGGGGAAUUGAUCUAUCCAAAGUGGUUGUGUUUGUGGGGGAAAAAGGAGAUACAGAUUAUGAAGACCUGCUGGCUGGCCUCCAUAAGACCCUAGUUCUAAGAAGUUCGGUUGAGUAUGGCAGUGAGAAGCUUGUUCAUGGUGAAGAUAGUUUCAAAAGAGAAGAUGUAGUCCCACAAGAUAGCCCUAACAUUGUCCUUGUGGAGAGCUAUCAAGCCCAUGAUAUCUCAGCAGCAAUUGAAGCAAUGGGGAUCAAGUGAUUUUUGUUUUUCCAUUAUUUCUCCUUUGCUUCUCUAUAUAGGGAAUAUAUUUCGACAACUCAAGCACAAGUCUGAGUACCACACAUAAGAGAAUAUACAUCUCAACUUCUUGUAAGUAAUUUCGGUUUCUGCAAGUAUAUACAUAUAAAAUAACUGAAAUUUCCAUUUUUCAGUGCAUCUUUUAAUUUCAUUACUAACUAAUACAAA
This is a messenger RNA of Prunus mume (Japanese apricot), 3542 nucleotides long. It is a transcript of the gene ATSPS4F, whose product is annotated as Sucrose-phosphate synthase family protein. Gene Ontology annotation, molecular function: sucrose synthase activity; sucrose-phosphate synthase activity. The record is from RefSeq and is a predicted model, not a curated record. Gene Ontology annotation, biological process: sucrose metabolic process. NCBI's taxonomy places the organism in Eukaryota, Viridiplantae, Streptophyta, Magnoliopsida, Rosales, Rosaceae.